This is a messenger RNA of Salvelinus sp. IW2-2015, 859 nucleotides long. RefSeq names its product small lysine-rich protein 1. Lineage: Eukaryota; Metazoa; Chordata; Actinopteri; Salmoniformes; Salmonidae. The record is from RefSeq and is a predicted model, not a curated record.
UUUUUUCAUCCCAAAGUUAACGGUAAGCAAAAUAUUCCCCUCCCCCUUUGGUAUAGGUCUAUUUAUUGAUUGUGAAUAAGGAAUGGUGUUUUUGUAAUAUAAUAUUCAUGAUGCCAGGAGAUAAUCAGCAGAUUACCAUGGUGAUGUAAACAGACAUUCUUUGUGGGAGACAAAGGACACGCGAGACAGCAACUAACGCCAUGCCCAGCAGCACAGAGACGGGGGACAACCUCGUUAAAGCCUGCUGCCUAUUCAAACACCAAGAACAAGCCUAGUCUCUACGACAACAGGAUACAAACACAUGGGAAGUCGUCUCUCUGCCAGACGUUUACACUGAAAGGUUGGUUUCUUUGGUGACACAUUUGCAGAGAAUUAAUGAUGAUCUCACAAAUCAAAUAGGAGAGGAAUGUCCACACAAUGCCUACACAAUCAACAAAAUCCAGAAAGUCAAGGUCACCUAGUGGCAGGCCWGUCAAAAAGGCUGAGAGGAAGAGGAGGUCAUCCAAGAAGAGAUCAGUCAGUGCCAAAGCCACCAAGUCAGAAGUGGACAUUCUCAGUCCAGCAGCCAUGCAGAAUGUUUACUACAUUUCCCACAAUGCAYUUGACUGUCUGGCGUUCCGAGGCUUUGGAUGGCCUGAGUCAACUAAAAAGAAAACAGCAGGAAUGAAGGGCAAGAAAACAAAAAACAAAAAGUGAUUCCACCACAAACCUUGCCAAGACCAAAGCAAACAUUGUCAGUUUAGUACGGCUCUAUUCAAUCCUCAUGGUGGAAAUCCAGCUUUACAGCGUGAUAUAAAUGGUAAGGCGAUGUUCCCGAUCAGUGGAGGCUGCUGAGGGUGCUGAGGGGAGGACGGCCGGA